GGUUUGCACAGGUUCAUGGCUGAUCGGGUGCUUGUGAUUGGCAGUGGAGGGAGAGAGCAUGCGCUGGCCUGGAAGUUGGCCCAGUCUCCACAUGUAAAACAUGUGUUUGUUGCACCAGGAAAUGCAGGAACAGCUGACAACGGAAAAAUUUCAAAUUCAGCUGUAUUGGUGAGCAAUCACACUAUUGUUACCCAGUUCUGCAAAGAUCAUAACAUUGGACUUGUGUUAGUUGGAGAAGAAGCUCUUCUGGCAGCUGGGAUUGUUGAUGACUUGAGAGCAGCAGGAGUUCGGUGUUUUGGUCCAUCUGCAAAAGCAGCCCAGCUGGCAUCCAACACCAGUUUUGCCAAAGCCUUUCUGGAUCGACAUAGGAUCCCAACAGCAAGAUGGAAAGCUUUCACCAAUCCUCAGGAAGCUUGUAGGUUUAUUAUCAGCACAGACUUUCCUGCACGAGUUGUACGUGCAAGGGGCCCUUCUGCUAGAAAAGAAGUGACUAUUACAGCCAGCAAAGAGGAAGCCUGCAGAGCUGUCCAAGAGAUUAUGCAGGACAGAAUGUUUGGAGAGAUGGUUGUUAUUGAAGAACUUCUUCAAGGGGAAGAACUUUCUUGCUUGUGCUUCACGGAUGGUGUCACAGUUGCUUCAAUGCCCCCAGCCCAGGCCCACAAACGACUGCUGGAUGGUGACCAGGGUCCAAACACUGGAGGGAUGGGAGCCUAUUGCCCAGUUCCUCAGGUUCCAGAAGUUCUUCUAGAGAAAAUCAAUGAUGCUGUCCUUCAACACGUUGUUGAUAGUAUGAGACAAGAAGGAACAGCAUACGUUGGUGUGCUGCAAACAGGUUUAAUGCUUACCAAAGAUGGUUUGAAAAUUUUGAACUUUAAAUGUCAGUUUGGUGACCCUCAGUGCCAGGUAAUUCUUCCACUGCUUAAAAAUGAUUUUUAUGAAGUGAUUCAAGCAACAAUUGAUGGCAAACUCUGCAGCUUCAUGCCAGCCUGGUCAGAAAAUAGUACAGCUGUGUGUGUGGUCAUGGCAAGUCCAGGAUAUCCAGGAGACUAUGACAAAGGCAUGGAGGUGACAGGGCUGCUGCAAGCCAAAGAAUUAGGGCUGCAGGUGUUCCAUGCUGGCACAACGCUGAAGGAUGGCAGAGUGGUGACAAGUGGUGGCAGAGUCCUCUCCAUUACUGCUGUUAAGGAGGACCUGAUGAAAGCACUGGGAGAAGCCAACAGGGGUGUAGCAGCCAUACGUUUCAAGGGUGCCACUUACAGGAAGGACAUUGGCCAUCGGGGUAUACAGCUUCUCAAGCAGUCUCUGGGUCUAACAUUCAAGGAGAGACAUAUGGAAGCUGCAACCAGUGAAGUUUUGUUUCAUCAGCUGGAAACAUCAAUUGUAAGUGGUACCAAAUCAGGCUGUCAUUCAGAAGUAGGAAGCUUUGCUGGUUUCUUUGACUUGAAAGCAUCUGGUUAUGAGGAUCCUAUCUUGGUAUCUCGAGCUAAAGGCCUUGGACCUAAACUGCAGAUUGCACAGGUGUGUAAAAGACAUGACACCAUAGGUCAGGACCUGGUUGCCAUGUGUGUCAAUGAGAUCCUGGCUCAAGGAGCAGAGCCUCUCUUCUUCCUCAGUUAUUUUGCCUGUGGUAAACUUGAUACUGAAGUGACUGAAACAAUCAAAGAAGGAAUAGCUGAAUGCUGCAGAAAUGCAGGAUGUGCUUUCCUGGGCAGGGAGAUGACUGAGGUGACUGGCAUGUACUCUUCUGGAGAGUAUGACCUGGCUGGCUUUGUGGUUGGUGCAGUGGAGCGAGGGCAGAUGCUUCUGGGGCUGCAGAGAGCUGAGGAGGAGGAUGUGAUUAUUGGACUGGCCUCUUCUGGGGUUCAUGGCCGUGGCUUUAGCAUCAUAAGGAAGAUUCUCUUAAUGUCCUCCUUACACUACUCAUCUCCAGCACCUGGCAGUUGUGGUGACAAGACUCUAGGAGAUAUACUGCUGACCCCAGCAAAACUGUACAGUCCAUCUUUGCUGCCUGUCCUUCGGUCAGGGCACGUGAAGGCUUUUGCCUUUGUCGCUGAGGAGGGGUUGCUGGAAGGCAUCUCCAGAAUUCUGCCAGAACAUGUCAGCGCUGUCCUAGAUGCUUUCAGCUGGAAGAUUCCAGAAAUCUUUUGCUGGCUUUACAGAGAGGGAAACCUCUCUGUGGAGGAGAUGGCUCAGACGUUUAAUUGUGGGAUUGCUGCAGUGCUGGUUGUGCAGAAGGACCUGGCUCAGCAUGUUCUCAAGGACAUACAGCGACAUGAGGAAGCUUGGCUGAUUGGGAAAGUUGUUGCCCCUUGUGAUACAGAAGGUUCUCACAUUGAAGUCAAGAAUCUCCUAGAAGCUUUGCAGCUGAGCAGCCCCCAGCAUCUGCUGAAUAACACUGUCGUUGAGAGUCAACACCAACCCAGGAAGAACAAAGUUAAAGUAGCUGUUCUCAUCUCUGGAACAGGCACAAACCUUGCUGCACUCAUCAGUUACGCAAAAGAGCCAGGCAGUUGUGCUCAGGUUGUCCUUGUCAUCUCCAACAAGUCUGGUGUUGAAGAACUACGAAAUGCAGCCCGGGCUGGAAUUCCCACCAGGGUGAUUGAUCAUAAGUUAUAUGGGAGUCGCUCUGAAUUUGACAGCACAAUUGACCAAGUUCUUGAAGAAUUCGCUGUUGAACUAAUAUGUCUUUCAGGAUUUAUGAGGAUUUUGUCCAGUCCUUUUCUCAGAAAAUGGAAAGGGAAAAUUUUGAAUGCUUCCCCAUCACUUUUCCCACCAAUAAAGGAUAGAAAUGCCCAUCAGCAAGCCCUGCAAAGUGGACACAAAGUCACAGGCUGCACCGUGCAUUUUGUCCUGGAGGAAUCUAGUCCGAAAGCAAUGAUCCACCAGGAGCCAGUAUCCGUGAAGGAAGAUGACACAGAGGAGAUGCUGUCAGAAAGGGUUAAAGAAGCUGAGUGUCGGGCUUUUCCUAUUGCUCUGCAGCUGGUGGCCAGUGGAGCAGUGCAGUUAGGAGCUGAUGGUAAAACAUACUGGAAACAAGGGAGCCAAGAUCUGUACCUUCAAGAGAAGAGAAACUGCACAUCCUCUCCCGUGGCUCUGGAGCCUCAAGAAAAUGAUGUGGUGUAGCCAGGUUAACAAGUGGUUUGCUGUCUGCUCAUCUUUCCAUCUUCUCUCCUCCUCUGUGCCCUUGAUGUGCUUCUUUUUGACUGCAGGCAUAUCAGUGUCACAGGUUUCCAUUCUGAGCCAUGAUCCCUUUCCGUUAGCUUGCAGCUUUAGUUACACUCAUUUUGCAAAAUUGGCAGUGGAAGCCAAGCUCUUAUUCCAGAUUUUGAAUUUCUUUGUUCUAUUCUUUCAUCAGUGAAGGAGAUGCUGUGGUACAAAUCAAAGAGGGGGCUUAAGCUGUAAAAAUGGCCUAGUGCUUUAGAGGGAAAUUAAUUCAAGUUUUGUUGGCUGCAUCACCAAGAUGCAGAGCACCAGGAGCUUCAGAAAGCAACCACAAACAGGAGCCAGACAUGUCUGGGCAGAUCAGAAGUGAGGUACAGCCUGGCACAGCGUGGAUUUGUGGGUGAACAAGCAUUGGGAAUGAAUGCAUAGUUCUGUGGGAGGAGGGGGGAGCCUAGAAGGACCCCAUCCUUUUGAGCCCCACCACUGUGGGAGCACCUCAGGGUGCAGAGGAAAAGAGGAUACGUAAACAAGCACCAGUGUGGGAGCCUAGUGAACUGCCAAGAGAAGACCCAAAGGCAGGGAACCUUAAAAGGCAAACCAAACUGAAACAAUCCCCCCUUCACAGAUUGUCAAUAUGAUGUGAUAGUGCACACUGAACAUACAACCAGGCACUUUUUCCUGCUCCUUGAAAGGGAGAAGUGCAGAGACAUUCCCAGAGUUCCAGAUUAAAACAUUUGGAUCUUGAGGGAUGAAAAUUUGAUUGGAGGGACUAGAAACACAGAUUUCAGGCAUUUUUCUUCCCUCGUCCUUGAAAUCAGCAGAACAAGGCAU
Molecule: messenger RNA, 3993 nt
Organism: Melopsittacus undulatus (budgerigar)
Lineage: Eukaryota; Metazoa; Chordata; Aves; Psittaciformes; Psittaculidae
Product: trifunctional purine biosynthetic protein adenosine-3-like
Exons: 21
Coding region: 16-3123 (1035 amino acids)
Biological process (GO): adenine biosynthetic process; 'de novo' IMP biosynthetic process
Cellular component (GO): cytosol
Molecular function (GO): ATP binding; metal ion binding; phosphoribosylamine-glycine ligase activity
Source: RefSeq, a predicted model, not a curated record